Molecule: messenger RNA, 1517 nt
Organism: Cannabis sativa
Lineage: Eukaryota; Viridiplantae; Streptophyta; Magnoliopsida; Rosales; Cannabaceae
Exons: 2
Coding region: 248-1426 (392 amino acids)
Source: RefSeq, a predicted model, not a curated record
UCAAGUCUUUUACUACUAACUUACUACCUUGUCUCCUCUCUUACUACACACAUAAAAAUUAAACACAUAACUCUUCCUUGUCCCACCAAUCAUCCAACUUAUCAACUUAUCAACAUCAUCAUACUACACUACCUAAUAUCCAUCCCAUACAAAUCUAAACCAAUACAAAUUUAUUCUCAAACCAUCAGUGGUAUCAGAGCCAGGUUCGAUCAUAUAUCAUUGGGCGUAAUCUUUUCCACUCAUCAACAUGAGUUCGGAGUACAAUCGUUCUUCACUACCUCUUCCAAUUUUCCAUGGAGAAAACUAUGAUUUUUGGUCCAUCAAAAUGAGGACCUAUUUUCGAUCACAAAAUCUAUGGAAAAUUGUUGAAGAAGGAAUCACUAUUCCGGAAGAUAUUAUAUCUCUUUCGGAAGAUCAAAAGAAGGCACUCGAGGAUAAUCAACAAAAGGAUUCUCAUGCAUUAUACUGCUUGCAACAAGCUAUGGCGGACAAUCUUUUUCCACGAAUUAUGAGUGCAGCAACGGCAAAAGAAGCAUGGGACACGCUGCAGGAGGAGUUCCAAGGAACAAUCAAGGUACGCAUUGUUAGACUACAAAAGCUUAGAAGAGAUUUUGAGAAUCUUAAAAUGAAAGAUAAUGAGACUGCAAAAGAUUACUAUUCUAGAAUUAAAGAAAUAGUAAAUCAAAUGGGAGCCUAUGGAGAAAUAAUUUCUGACAAGAAUAUAGUACAAAAGAUACUAAUUUCUUGUACAGAAAAAUAUGAUUCAAUAGUUUCUAUGAUAGAGGAAACUAAAGAUUUAGAAACUCUAUCACCAACUGAACUAAUGGGCUCUCUUGAAGCAUAUGAAAGUAGACGAGAAAGGCAUAAGGAAAGUGAAGCUGAAAAUGCCUUUCAGUCUAAAAUCAAUCCAAAAAGUCACUUGGAGAAAGACUGCUGGUUUAAAGGAAAACCACAGUGCCAAAAUUGUAAAAAAUUUGGCCACACUGAAAAAACUUGUCGUUUAAAGAAAUCCCAUCAAGCUAAUCUUUCCGAAGAGACAAAAGAUGAAAAUAAUCUCUUCUAUGUCUGUCAAGCUGCAAUAGAAGAAGGAAAAGAUACUUGGUAUCUUGACAGUGGUUGCAGUAACCACAUGACAAAAAAUGAAGGCAUCUUUUGUAGUCUUGAUAGAUCCAAGACUAAAGUCAAAAUCGGUAAUGGUGAUUUCAUGGAAGCAGUCGGCAAAGGCACCAUUGCCAUUGACACUAAAAAAGGCAAGAGAUACAUCAAGGAUGUACUCUUGGUACCCAACAUUGAUCAAAACCUACUUAGUGUAGGUCAAAUGAUUGAAAAAAGGUACUCUUUGCAUUUUGAAGGAGAUUCUUGCACAAUCUAUGAUAAGCAAGAUAAAUCUUUUCAAAUUGCAAAGGUAAAAAAUGAAAGAAAAUAGAUGCUUUCCCAUACAAUGGAGAUAUGCAAGCAAUGUGGCAAUGCAAGCGCAAACAGAUGAGUCAUGGCUAUGGCAUAGAAGGUUUGGUCAC